UUGACAUCUACAAAUACACUUCGCGUUUGCUUCUAAAAUCUAACAAUUGACACGCUUUUCUGUUCUUAUUAUAUCAGGUGAAUAAAAGAUGUGCAUUUCGCGUACAAAGUAAUCAAACAGGACCUCUUCCUCAAACAGACACACACCUGUACUUGACUUCAGCAAAAAUGGCUUGCGGAUGUGUUUUGAGCAGCUUCAUUUUUAGCAACGAUCUGACUACUAUCAGCAACAUUUUGGAGAGUUGCGUUUGGAAAAGAUUUUCUGUUUCAUCAGACAACGAAACAAUUCCAUCUGAAAGUUUUCAUUUUCAAACAACCCAUGACAGCGAUCCAGAUUCCUAUUCAAAAUAUGGAUUCGAGGAUAAGAAAAUAUCCGUCAUGAGACAAAGAUACGGAACAAAAGAUAGUUUUCUGAUAUAUUUGAAAAACAAAGGUUUUAUGGUUCAUGAAGAUGACAAGGAGAUGAACAGUUGUCGGUUUGAUGAGAAACUUACCUGUCCACAUCCGACUAUAACAGUUAGUGCUGUCUUUACUGGCUGCCCAUUGCUGUUGGGCUAUUUUCUUUACCUACACGAGGAGCCUGAAAAGGAAAAACAAAGCGGAAGUGUUACUGGUACUGACGCAAACUUAGCAUUAGUCGGUGACACAAGUCAAGUUCUGUCCGGUCCAGCUUGUAGAACCCAAUCUCAUCACACCCAACACACGAAGAAUUUAGACUUUACGGACACCCCACACACGAAUAAUGAAGACUUUACGGAAACCCCACACACGAAGAAUUUAGACUUUACGGACACCCCACACACGAAUAAUGAAGACUUUACGGAAACCCCACACACGAAGAAUGAAGACUUUACGGAAACCCCACACACGAAGAAUGAAGACUUUACGGACACCCCACACACGAAGAAUGAAGACUUUCCGAACACCCCACACAAGAAGAAUGAAGACCUCGAUGACACCCAACACACGAAGAAUAAAGACUUUACGGACACCCAACACACGAAGAAUGGAGAUGUUGCGAGCACUAAAACAUUGAGGCAAGAGUUGAACCGGCUGGUAGAUAUCCGCGUCGCCUGUGAAUUCCCACUCACAGAUACCUGGAUUCAUCAGUUUGUCAACCUAGUCGUCUCCCCUCUCCAUCUCGCCUGCUGGAGGCAUGACGUCACAGCCAUCCAAACCUUACUCCAACAUGGCGCUGACCCAGAUAAACUAGCACUAGAACAAGCGACAGAAUUCCACCACACGGAAGACGGGAAACUCUACGCCCAGUCACGUGAUAACCUGUACUACACUGAUGGGUUCCUGUUCCACAGAAGCAGAGGACUUUCCCCGCUUCAUUUUGUGGCGCUGGGUCUCAGAUCUCCGCCUAGAGAGAGUGUAAUGCCGGGUAAAAAGGUUGGCAUCAUUCACGAUGUAAGCGCUUGUCUGUUCAGACAUUUUGCCACAGACAAAACGCGAUCGGAUGCUUCACUCAACCUUGGGCCUGAUAGUAACUUAUCUCCUAUCUACAACUGCGGGGCAUCAGUAACUAGUUGUGUGGUCUCUUAUCUUGAUUGUAAUUCAUCUCCAAUCUAUAACCUUGGGGCAUUAGUACCUAUUAGUGAGGUCACUUAUCCUGAAAAUAACUCAACUUCCUUGUGUAACUUCGUGGCAUCAGGGAAACACAAAGACCUGACGCAGGUCAAGGUUAUGCUGACCCAAGCAUGCAUCACUGCGCUCAUCAAAGCAGGAGCGAACCCCAACUCCCCAGACAACAACACCUUCCAUGGAGCCCACCCUCUAGAUCUCAUUAUCCAGCCUCCCAUGAGAAUCUACUACGCUCCUUACGCUGCCAGACAGGCGCAGAACUCGGAGAGUCUGAGAAUUCAGAAUAUGAACCAGAAAGCCCCUAUGAUAAUAGCAGCAGCAGAUAUGUUGCUGUUUUACAACGCGUGUCUAUCGGAGUCAUUUUGCCUGCAGUAUCAAUGGAGACCACAGCUCCUGAAUGGCUUUCAUUUGAAAGACUUGGAAAGUUCUAUUGAAAUGGUCAAGAUUUUUAUAAAAGCUGGGCUUUUUCCAAAUAUUAGUUUAAAAAACAGCUGCAAGUUAUGUUCCAACAAAUAUUGCACAGACAAUCCUGACCAACAGUCGGAAGAACUUGUGAAACAUUUUAUUGCUGACGUCAUUAACACGUCAGUUCCUCUUAUGUUGGUUUCCCUUGUGUUGAAAUGGUGUGACGUGUGUACACUACAUACAAUACUUCGCGGAAUUCAAACCCCUGUUGACUCUUCAGGACAGAAGUCAAGUUUGGAAGAUUUCUCGAGAUUUCUAAUUUCCUUACAGAUGAGAUCUCUUCAGCAUUCGUGCGCACAUCAGAUCGCGAGAUGCGCUGACUGGAACACCCAAGCUCUCCUUUCACUUCCUUUACCCCUUGUGAUAAAACAAAAUAUCAUUCAUUUAAAUUAUUAAUUCGCAUUGGCUGAUGAAUGCUUUGUAAUUAAAACUUGAACGAAUUGGCUGAAUUAUUU
Molecule: messenger RNA, 2506 nt
Organism: Physella acuta
Lineage: Eukaryota; Metazoa; Mollusca; Gastropoda; Physidae
Molecular function (GO): protein binding
Source: RefSeq, a predicted model, not a curated record